UACAACAACAACCACCACACUCUUUACCAACCAACCACACUCACUUCCAACUACACUCAUUUCCAAUCACAAUACUUCUUCGUCUCCUCAAUCAACCCAUCAACAACCCAUCAACAACACUUCAAGAUGUCUAUCCAGUCUAUCAUCCUCGCUCUCUUCACUUUCGUCGCUAUGAUCGCGGCUGUUCCCACCAACUUCAAUGUCUUCCAGCGCUCGGAUGCCUGUGGCGCUGGUAGCACCGCUCACUGCUGCAACGAUGAGACGGCCCAGGCGGUCACCAACCAUGAUGGCCUCAGUCCCGAUGUCGGCGGAAUCAAGAACCUCCUCGGCCAGUGCAGCGAUAUCACUGUUGCUGUCAUUGGAGGUGCCGUUCCCAUCAAGAACAUGUGCAAACAGACUGCCGUCUGCUGUGGAGACAUGGAGCAAAAUGGCGUCGUCAACUUCGGCUGCACUCCUAUCAACGCUAACUAAGCCGGGAAGAG
Messenger RNA from Alternaria alternata, 482 nucleotides. RefSeq names its product hydrophobin-like protein. Gene Ontology annotation, cellular component: fungal-type cell wall. Lineage: Eukaryota; Fungi; Ascomycota; Dothideomycetes; Pleosporales; Pleosporaceae. Bases 127 to 471 code for a protein of 114 amino acids. The transcript has 2 exons. The record is from RefSeq and is a predicted model, not a curated record. Gene Ontology annotation, molecular function: structural constituent of cell wall.